Molecule: messenger RNA, 756 nt
Organism: Paracoccidioides lutzii Pb01
Exons: 1
Coding region: 1-756 (251 amino acids)
Source: RefSeq, a predicted model, not a curated record
AUGGACACAGCAUUUCCUCCUCCCCCAAGUAAAUGUACCCAGUCAAGUUCUCCAUCCAAAUCUGCUGGUCACUCUACCUCAUUCAAUCAAGUUCACCGCCGCGUCAUUAUCCAGGAUUAUGGGAAACCAAUCUAUGAGAGUAGCUCAAAGGCCACACUUCUCACUGGACUAGCUGGCUGUAUUGAAGGAUACAUGUCACUCCAUGAUGAGGCUGGCCUCAUCCAAUGUGACAUUUCCCCCUGCAACUUGAUGGUGAAUGAGGACAAGGACAAUCCUUCAUGGCCUGCCUUUCUGAUCAACCUUGACCUGGCAAUCAAGGUACAACGGGAUGGGUCUUCUGGUGUACAGGGCAAGACUGGCACCAGGGCGUUCAUGGCCAUCAGUGUCUUGUAUGGUGAAAAGCAUUGUUUCAUGCAUGAUCUGGAGUCAUUCUUCUGGGUCCUGUUCUGGAUAUGUAUUCACUAUGAUGGCUGUGGCAAGGGGAGCAUUGUUGAAGAGUUUGACAAAUGGAAUUAUAUGAAUACUGGAGAGCUGGCUCGCACAAGGAAAGGAGUGAUAAGUGAUGAGGGUGACUUUCUCAGACUUGCUGAAGACUAUUUCACACCCUACUAUCAAUCCUUGAUCCCCUGCGUCAACCAAUUACGGCGCCUUGUCUUUCCAGACGGCGGACGGUGGAAGAAACCAAAUUUCAAUCUAUCACAGAACAUGAUUGAAACACUUCAAGAUGCACAACAUAACUCAGAUGCUGUAAACUAG